CUCUGUCAGUGUAUUUAGCCCAAAUGCAACAGCUUUGGGUUAGCACAAUGUAAGAAUCAAACACAAAACUAAAUAGUUCAGUCUGGUUUGCCAAUCCAGCCUGACUGAAAUAAGUAAUCAAUCACUUGCAAACUGAAAAACUGUCCAACUCCUCUAAGGUUUUGACAAAAUAACCUUGGCUAACGUGGGAACAUUUCCACUUUGAUUUCUGACCUGACAGCGAAGAUUCAUGCUUGACAUGAUUUCAAACCUGACAGUGUCUGUUUAAGGAGCCAUGGUACAGUUUGCUAAUUCAAUCCCAGAUACCUGUUGAUUACCUGUAAGAUCUAGAGUUCAAAGUAGCCAGCAGCCGUAUCCCUGAGUGCUCUGUGCCCAUCAGAUAACGUGAAGUAGGCAGAGUUGGGACAGGCCAACAGCUUUGAGGAAUGACCUCAGAGCAGAGCCCCAGAAUCAAGAGUUGUGUCUGCUUUCUUGGGAGUCACUGAACUAAAGUCCCACACUGCGUUACUUACUGUAGAUGCUCUCCAAGAGGAGGCCCAGAGCACACAUCCGAAUUGCUCAUGGUACUCAGAGAGGGGGUGCUAACUCUGAUGCCCUGGCCAAAUUCCAGUUUAGGGAUGUGGGUCUUCUUGUCAUUCUAAUUGGAAAUGUGCAUCACUUUCCAUUUUUCCUGUUGCUCUCAGUGCAAACUACACAAGUCUGUUCCUUUGCCCCAAUCCCAAGUCUCCAAGAUACUGGUAUCACACCAGCCAGGUUCAUGCCUUAUCUUGAUACACAAGAGUUGGAGAACGGGAGAUUGGCAUCAGGACGGCUUACACUUGGAGGGUAGACUCUUGUGAUGCUUGGGGGUGAAACCUGCCCUCUUUUGGCAUAUGUUAGGGAGUAUACACUGGUUGGGAGCUCCCAACCAUAAGGUGUGAGCUGAAACAAAUUUCCCCUCUUUUCUUAUAGCAUGAUGAGAAAGUCUUUUGGGUUUUCAGCAGUUGGGGAAGGCCGGAGUUCUGCAGCUUUAAUCUGGGUAACUAAGGCUGGUUUAAUCUGGGUAACUAAGGCUGGUUUGAGUAAGAUUUUGGUGAAUUAACUGGGUUCUCAGAUGCCACAGACUCCGUGAGAAGUCACCAUUAUUUUUAGUGGCUGUGAUGGAGUCCCCCUGUAGCCAUUACUUUAAGAUUACAUGCAGAGUUGCUUUAUUUUGAGCUUUUUGUGUACACACAAUCCCAAACUGGAAAAACUUAAAAAGGAAUCCUGCUGUGAAAGGUAUAUAUUACUCUAGAUUUUUCUUACUGUAAAUAUUGUAAGAUUGUAAUACUGUCAAUAUUUUAUUAACCAACAAAUGUUAAUCUAUGUGAAAUCAGACUUAUUUUAAAUGUGCUUCUUAUUUACUGUGUGUGGUCCCUGUUGCUGACAGUAUUAAGUUAUAUUCUGAUGUAAGAUUAACUUUAUUAAAGAAUGUAAACAUUAAUGUUUCCUUAUGGGAAAACAAAUAAAGUAUAAAGAAGACAAUUCUUUUCAUUGAAAUAUACUGUGUAUUUACACUUGCUAGACCCAGCACCACUUAUAACUUAGUACACUGUCCAGUCUCAGUUAACACAGCUGACACGGUUGUGCUCCACUUGAAAGUCUAAGCCUUGGUGUUGUUGGAAUAUAAACAGUUUGUAUUUGUCUGCUGUGAAUCAUCUUGAAAUUUCUAAUCAAGUUUGUAAAAUUUUUAUAGUAAAACAUUUUAAUGACAAUUUAAAAAUUAUCUUCUCUAAAGAAUGGUCAAAACGAUGUCCUUUCAGAAAUAGAGUUGCUCUUUACUAUCUUUCCAAAAUGACUUUGGUUAAAUGGACCAGGUGUAUAUUAGUUAAAAUCUAGGGCUAAGUUCUUGAUAUUCUUUGAGUUUACAAGUUAAUCCUUAUUGGAGUUGUGCCAAUAUACAAUAGAAUAUCAUUAAUUUGCACUGUUUGGGGACCCCAUUUAAGAAUGCUGAAUUUUGCCAACUAAAAAGUAAGCAAAUGCAAUUUAAAAAGUAAAUUUGAGCAUUCUGUGUUAAAUAUGUGCAGUUAUUAUCAUACGAAGAAGCGCAGUGUGUUGGGCUGUAAUAUAACCAUAUUUGCUGUCAUGUUCUCCCAUCUCAGUGCUGGGAACUCACCAUGUGGAAACCAAGCAACCGUGUUGUGCAUCAGCCGGCUUGAGUUUGUUCAAUAUCAAAGCUGAAGCUAGCGAGGUCUGCUGUACUGCUUAUUGAAGUAUUGUGAUUCUUUUAGGCAUUGGUUCUUACAAAAUAUAUACUGUAACAGUAUACUUUGUACAGAUUUAAAUUUUAUUUGAAAAAAUGAAAUAAAGUAGGCAAAAAAUAAAGAUGUUUAUUUUUCAUGUGACUACAUAAA
Molecule: messenger RNA, 2372 nt
Organism: Mastomys coucha (southern multimammate mouse)
Lineage: Eukaryota; Metazoa; Chordata; Mammalia; Rodentia; Muridae
Gene: Igip
Product: IgA inducing protein
Exons: 1
Coding region: 2038-2199 (53 amino acids)
Source: RefSeq, a predicted model, not a curated record